AUGCCGCAGAAAACGCUGGGAUCCAUUGUAGGGCUCCUGUGUACCGGGGUCUCUCUGGUGCAGGGCAAGGAGUUCUGUUUUGGAGUGAACAAUGAGCAAUACCGCUGCGAGAUGGGGUACUGCUGUGGAGAGACGGAAUGCUGCACUUAUUACUACGAGCUUUGGUGGUUCUGGUUAGUUUGGACCUUGAUCAUCAUGCUGAGUUGCUGCUGUGCCUAUCGGCACCGCAGGGUGAAAAUGCGGCUACAGCAGGAGCAACGUCAGCGGGAGAUCAGCCUAAUGGCUUACCAGGGCGCCUCCAGCUCCUUCAUUUCGCCUCCACCUCUCAACCUCAGAUUCUGGAAUGACUGCAAACUUCCCGACUACGAGGAGGUUGUGGGCCAUCCACCCACACCACCGCCACCUUACUCAGAAAACCCUCCCGAGGCAGCUCCAGCGCUUCCUGAUGAAGUUAGUCAGCCCAUCGUUACUGUCGCCGCGGCGUUGCCACCAGAAUCCUCGCAAGCAACUCAGCCCGGGCCCACCGCCAAUGCCUUAAACUCAAACCAGGACGCCGCUUCUUCGUCACUGACCUCGGCUCGAGAGGAUGCUGCAGAUCCACCCGAUGAGGAGGAAGAUGAGCUCAUCACUCGCCGCCGGCACGUGACCGGCGACUCAGGGAUAGAGGUGUGCGUCUGCCAGCUGGAUGACGGCUCAGGGCUGGAGGAGGAGAGCGAUGAGGAGCGGCGCGUGUGCGGGGCUGCUGGCGGGGAAUGCUGUUCACGCCAUCAGCAGCACGCCUUCAGACACAAGGAGCACACCUGCGACAUGCCCAGCCAAACCACCAGCACUGGAGACAGCAUGGUGUGA
Nerophis lumbriciformis (worm pipefish) is the source of this 849-nucleotide messenger RNA. The record is from RefSeq and is a predicted model, not a curated record. NCBI's taxonomy places the organism in Eukaryota, Metazoa, Chordata, Actinopteri, Syngnathiformes, Syngnathidae.